UUUUAGACUCGGAAAACUGCAGCCUGGCUGGCCGAGAAGCUGACCAAGGACGGUCAUGCCGUGGCAUUGUUGACCGGUGAUCUGACGGUGGAGCAGCGGGUGGCCAUCAUGGACCGGUUCCGUGAUGCCAAAGAGAAGGUCCUCAUAACCACCAACGUCCUCUCCCGGGGCAUCGACGUGGAACAGGUCACUGUGGUCAUCAACUUUGACCUCCCCGUGGAUCCCGAGGACAGGGAUAAGGCCGACUGCGAGACGUACCUGCACCGGAUCGGACGGACGGGGCGGUUCGGGAAGGCGGGACUCGCGAUCAACCUCGUGGACGGGCCGCGCACUAACAACCUGUUGCGACAGAUUGAGAAGCAUUUCUGGAAAACCAUCCAGAAGUUGGAUACCGAAGACAUCGACGAGAUGGAGAAGCUUAACCAGUGAAGUGUUUCAUGGCUUGGACGAAUUACACAAGCACUGGCACCAAUUUCCUCAGAGAACUGAAGAGGAUGUGAUUAUGAAUUGAAGAGGCAUUUUUUUCUACAUCUGGCAUGUGCAAAAUGUAUGGAACUGACUGGGAAUAUAUCUUGCAUGGUUUUUGUUUCUA
Messenger RNA from Darwinula stevensoni, 592 nucleotides. The record is from the annotation of a GenBank genome assembly. Lineage: Eukaryota; Metazoa; Arthropoda; Ostracoda; Podocopida; Darwinulidae.